Halteromyces radiatus is the source of this 666-nucleotide messenger RNA. RefSeq names its product DNA-binding protein. Gene Ontology annotation, cellular component: zeta DNA polymerase complex. The coding region runs from base 1 to 666 and encodes 221 amino acids. The transcript has 5 exons. The record is from RefSeq and is a predicted model, not a curated record. NCBI's taxonomy places the organism in Eukaryota, Fungi, Mucoromycota, Mucoromycetes, Mucorales, Cunninghamellaceae.
AUGCAUCAACAAAGAACACGAGUGAUUGAUAAAAAUAAGGGACAUACAGUAGUCAAAUGUAUUGAAAACCGAAGGUAUGUUCAGGUAUGGAUUCAUCAAGUACUUUAUCAUCGUGGUCUUUAUCCAAAAGAUGUGUUUGAACUACGGAAACAAUACAAUGUACCAGUUCACAUGUCGAUUCAUCCUGAAGUAUGUCAAUAUAUUAAACAUUUUGUAGAUACGUUACAACCCGUCUUAGAAAAGAAUCAAUGUCAAUUGGUUUCUUUGGUGAUAUUAUCUAAUACAACACAACAACCUUUAGAACGAUAUGUCUUGGCCUUUGACCAUCAACAACAACAACAACAACAACAACAACAACAAGAAGAAGGGGAUCUUUAUCAUGAUUUUCGUGCAUGUCUUUUGAAACUCAAUGCAUUACCUUGUUUUUUAUCUCCACCAGUCUUGGAUUGUACAUUUACUUUGGGGGUAGAAUUGAAUGAUAGUGAUGAUCUUCCUUUUUUACAUAAUACUGAACAAGUAUGGAUACCUGGAAAUGUUGAUCAAACUACUAAUGCUACUACUUGGACUCAAUUUGUGCCGAUUAAAACUAUGCAUAUCUCACCAUUCAAGAUCAAUAUGUAUGUUAUGGAGGCCAAAGGAAAAGGAAAACAAAUUGAAAGACACUAA